GCGGGCGCCGCCGCGAUGCAGCGAGGCGCACAGCGCGGGCAGCUAGGCUGGCACGACCGGGCUGCGAGGCCGGGCAGCCUGCUGGCUUGGCUGAUGCUGGCGUCUGUGGGCGCUGCACCCUGCCCUGAUGCCUGCUGCCCCCACGGCCCCUCGGGGCUGAAAUGCACACGGGCGGGGGCCCUGAAUAGCCUUCACCACCUGCAGGGCGCCGAGCACCUGACCGAGCUGUACAUCGAGAACCAGCAGCAUCUGCAGCAUCUGGAGCUCAAUGACCUGAGGGGUUUUGGGGAGCUGAGAAACCUCACCAUCGUGAAGAGUGGUCUCCGUUCUGUGGCGCCGGAAGCCUUCCAUUUCACUCCUCGGCUUAGUCGCCUGAACCUCUCCUUCAAUGCUCUGGAGUCUCUGUCCUGGAAAACUGUGCAGGGCCUCCCCCUGCGAGAGCUGGUCCUGUCUGGGAACCCUCUGCGCUGUUCUUGUGCCCUGCGAUGGCUGCAGCAUUGGGAGGAGGAGGGGCUGGGUGGAGUGCGUGAGCAGAAGUUGCAGUGUCUGGAGCAGGGACCCCUGGCCCUCAUGCCCAACGCCAGCUGUGGCACACCCACGCUGAAGGUCCAGAUGCCCAAUGCCUCCGUGGAUGUGGGGGACGACGUGUUUCUGCAGUGCCAGGUGGAGGGGCGGGGCCUGGAACGAGCUGGCUGGAUCCUCGAGGAGCUGGAGGGCUCAGCCAUAGUGAUGAAGUCUGGGGGUCUGCCAUCCUUGGGGCUGAUCCUGGCCAAUGUCACCAGAAACCUCAACAGGAAAAAUGUGACAUGCUGGGCAGAGAAUGACGUGGGACGGGCUGAAGUCUCUGUCCAGGUCAACGUCUCCUUCCCGGCCAGUGUGCAGCUGCAGGAGGCGGUGGAGCAGCACCACUGGUGCAUCCCCUUUACUGUGGACGGGCAGCCGGCGCCCUCCCUGCGCUGGCUCUUCAAUGGCUUCGUGCUCAACGAGACCAGCUUCAUCUUCACUGAAUUCCUGGAGCCCGCAGCAAACGAGACGGUUCGGCAUGGCUGCCUGCGCCUCAACCAGCCCACCCACGUCAACAAUGGCAACUACACACUGCUGGCUGCCAACCCCUCUGGCCAGGCUGCGGAUUCUAUUGUGGCUGCCUUCAUGGACAACCCUUUUGAGUUCAACCCUGAGGACCCCAUCCCUGUCUCCUUCUCCCCAGUGGACACUAACAGCACGUCUGGAGACCCAGUGGAGAAGAAGGACGAGACACCUUUUGGGGUCUCUGUGGCGGUGGGGCUGGCUGUCUUUGCCUGUCUCUUCCUCUCUACACUGCUCCUCGUGCUCAGCAAAUGUGGACAGAGAAACAAGUUUGGGAUCAACCGCCCUGCUGUGCUGUCUUCAGAGGAUGGGCUAGCCAUGUCCUUGCAUUUCAUGACAUUGGGUGGCAGCUCUCUAUCCCCUACUGAGGGCAAAGGCUCCGGGCUCCAAGGCCACAUCAUCGAGAACCCACAAUACUUCAGUGAUGCUUGUGUUCAUCACAUCAAGCGCCGGGACAUCGUGCUCAAGUGGGAGCUAGGAGAGGGUGCCUUUGGGAAGGUCUUCCUUGCUGAGUGCCACAACCUACUGCCUGAGAAGGACAAGAUGCUGGUGGCUGUCAAGGCACUAAAGGAGGUAUCAGAGAGCGCCCGGCAGGACUUCCAGCGUGAGGCCGAGCUGCUCACCAUGCUGCGGCACCAGCACAUCGUGCGCUUCUUUGGCGUCUGCACCGAGGGCCGCCCACUGCUCAUGGUCUUCGAGUACAUGCGGCACGGUGACCUCAACCGCUUCCUCCGGUCCCAUGGGCCUGAUGCCAAGCUGCUGGCUGGUGGAGAGGACGUGGCUCCAGGGCCUCUGGGCCUGGGGCAGCUGUUGGCUGUGGCCAGCCAGAUUGCUGCAGGGAUGGUGUACCUGGCGGGUCUGCACUUUGUGCACCGCGACCUGGCCACGCGCAACUGUCUGGUGGGUCAGGGACUAGUGGUGAAGAUUGGUGACUUUGGCAUGAGCAGGGAUAUCUACAGCACCGACUAUUACCGCGUGGGGGGCCGCACUAUGCUGCCAAUCCGCUGGAUGCCUCCCGAGAGCAUCCUCUACCGAAAGUUCACCGCUGAGAGUGAUGUGUGGAGCUUCGGUGUGGUGCUCUGGGAGAUCUUCACCUACGGCAAGCAGCCCUGGUACCAGCUCUCCAACACAGAGGCGAUCGAGUGCAUCACACAGGGACGUGAGUUGGAGCGGCCACGUGCCUGCCCACCAGAGGUCUACGCCAUCAUGCGGGGCUGCUGGCAGCGGGAGCCCCAGCAACGCUGCAGCAUCAAGGAUGUAUAUGCCCGGCUGCAAGCUCUGGCCCAGGCGCCUCCUGUCUACCUGGAUGUCCUGGGCUAGGGGCUGGCCUAGGGUUGGGGCUGGGUAGCUGGAAUACUGGAGCCUGUCCUCUGCAACCCCUGUGGCUCCCACAGCCCCAGGGUGAUCUCAAAGCAUCAAACUCACUCUCAGCAUGCAAGAGGGAGAGGUGGGGUCUAGGGGCAGAGGAUGCUCCUGCUUCUCUAGGCAAGGUUCCGCCAUAGCAAUUAUAUUUAUUACCCCUUG
Messenger RNA from Otolemur garnettii (small-eared galago), 2610 nucleotides. RefSeq names its product neurotrophic receptor tyrosine kinase 1 (gene NTRK1). Lineage: Eukaryota; Metazoa; Chordata; Mammalia; Primates; Galagidae. Gene Ontology annotation, molecular function: transmembrane receptor protein tyrosine kinase activity; neurotrophin binding; neurotrophin receptor activity. Bases 16 to 2406 code for a protein of 796 amino acids. Gene Ontology annotation, biological process: cell surface receptor protein tyrosine kinase signaling pathway; positive regulation of kinase activity; regulation of phosphatidylinositol 3-kinase/protein kinase B signal transduction. Gene Ontology annotation, cellular component: axon; signaling receptor complex; plasma membrane. The record is from RefSeq and is a predicted model, not a curated record. The transcript has 17 exons.